Molecule: messenger RNA, 825 nt
Organism: Poeciliopsis prolifica (blackstripe livebearer)
Lineage: Eukaryota; Metazoa; Chordata; Actinopteri; Cyprinodontiformes; Poeciliidae
Product: cytidine deaminase-like
Exons: 4
Coding region: 176-598 (140 amino acids)
Cellular component (GO): cytosol
Molecular function (GO): cytidine deaminase activity; zinc ion binding
Source: RefSeq, a predicted model, not a curated record
AAAACCACCUCCCCUUUUUCUUUAUGAUGCCAUGUUGGGUUGGUUUCCGAGCAAACGAUUGGCUGUGUUACUGCACCCUCACCCCUUUUCCCUCUGUUCUUUUCAUAUUUAAAGCAGAGCCACAUCAUUCUCAUUUAGAGGCGCAAAACCAACCCAACAAAAUAAAGAACGCAGGAUGGCCCAGCAGGACUUGUCACAGGAAGAAGUCAAUGAACUGAUCCAUCAGUCCCACGAGGCCAAAGAGUUUUCUUUCUCUCCCUACAGCAAAUUUAGAGUGGGAGCAGCACUCAAGACUCGAGACGGCCGCGUCUUUAAAGGUUGCAAUGUGGAGAAUGCAUGUUACAAUCUGGGAGUGUGUGCUGAAAGAAACGCCAUUGCAAAGGCCGUGUCAGAAGGUUACCGAGACUUCAUCGCCAUUGCCAUCGCCAGUGAUAUGGAAAACGAGUUCAUCUCCCCAUGUGGAGCCUGCAGACAAGUCAUGAGAGAGUUUGGGUGUAAAUGGGACGUUUAUCUUACAAAGCUCGACAAGUCGUACAAGAAGAUGACUGUGGACGAGCUACUGCCCUGCUCCUUUGGCCCUGAAGACCUGUCCAAGUAGAAGGUGUCCAACAUUCCCAGCAAUCACCGAGUUUGGUUUAUAUGACAAAUUAAUUUACGGAAGCAAGACAAGAUUAGAUACAACAUACUACUUUAAAUAAAUAAAUGUCUCGUGAAAAAAGGUUUCAGUGAAGCUACUGUACUGCAAUAAAAGAAAUUCACUUAAAAGUUUUGUUUGUUUGUUUCGCGCACACCUUUAACAAUAAACGCCACAUGUUUAGCAGCAGU